Molecule: messenger RNA, 3139 nt
Organism: Anopheles coluzzii
Lineage: Eukaryota; Metazoa; Arthropoda; Insecta; Diptera; Culicidae
Product: zinc finger protein 845-like
Exons: 2
Coding region: 388-2703 (771 amino acids)
Cellular component (GO): nucleus
Source: RefSeq, a predicted model, not a curated record
CUGUUUAUAUUUUACACAACUUGGCAAAACGUCAAGACGCUCCCGUACUACUACUACCACCAACACCUUUGGUUUCCUUUUUGUGCAGCAGCAGAAACAGCGAAAAGUGUCGGGAAAUUGGCAGCAAAAGUGUGCGGGCGAAUCGACGGCGACCAUUUUGCAGCUACUUGGAUGCGAAGCAGGGCCUGGAAAAGUGUCCAAAAGUGCGAAGAAUGUAAACGUCAGCGGGCGCUCGCGAUGAAAAACUGUGUGCGUGCGUGAGUGCGAGUGUGCGUACAUGUGUGCCUGUGUGCGUGUGUGUGUGAGUGGAAAAGCUUUUACGCCCACCCCGUGUUUCGCCCGUCGUCCCGCGGAACCGUUCCGUAGCGGAGCAGCACCCGGAGAGCGAUGGAUGCAGCGGCGGCUGUAGCACCACCACCAGCAGCAGCAGCAGCAGCACCGCCACCACCACCACCACCGCUGCCGCUAGCCUCGGCUGCAGCAGCAGCACCACCACCACCGAACAGUGUUUACGAUGUCAUCAAUCAAAAGGAAUGCGGACUGUGUCUCACGCUCCGGGCGGAGCAGAUCUGCUUCGACAUGUUCAUGCCGCGGGAGGACGACCCGAAGGAGAUGCCGUAUCUGGUGUGGAAGCACGUCGGGCUGCAGUUUCCGCAGGAGGCAGGCAAACACUACGUCUGCCGGGACUGCGGGUACGCGGUGUACGAGUUUAACCGAUUCUACUUGAUGGUGCAGAACGUCCACCAAGAACGGCAGGCCGCAGCAGCGGCAGCAGUACUGCAACCGAAGCAAGAGCCGCCUAUGCAGGAGCAGGUACAAUACAAUGCUGAGCAGGCGGCGGCGGCGUUGGAAGGCGUCAAUCAGAACGGUCAUCAUGGAGGCGAGCAAAAGUUUGACCCGUCGCCGCUGGUGGACGGGCCCGUGCCGUUGCUGUCCGAUGUUCCGGAUUAUGGGAUGAAGCACGAAGUGAACGGAAUGCUACCAUCCGGCGGAUCCGGGGUAACGGCUGUCGGGGGCAACGGUACAGCGGCAGAGUGUCCGUCGGUGUACACGUCGCAGCACAACGAUACGGAACCGGAAAGCAGCCGAAUCCGGCCGGUCACGGGCAACACACCGAGCAGCCGGAAGCGCCGCAACCAAGAGAUGGACGAUGAGAUUAUCGACUUUUACAAGCUGGUCUGUGACGUGUGCGAGGAACGCAUCGAGUACGGCACGAUGAAGGAGCUGAACCAGCACAUGAAGCUGAUGCACGGGGAGGAGACGGGCCGGGUCAGCUGUCCGCAGUGUGGCAAAAUGUUCCGCACGCGGGGGAAGCUGCUGGAGCACAAGAGCGUGCACCAGCGGCAGGACGCCACGUCCGAGGACGACGCAGAGAAGCUGCAGUCCGAGCAGAUGGACAAGGAGAUACUGGAGUUUUACAAGCGCAUCAGCUGCGAUGUGUGCGACACGGCGGCCAGUGCUGCUGCCGGGGCCGGUCCACAGGCCAGCGCGAUGCUGUACGCGACGGUGAAGGAGCUAAACCACCACAUGCGGCUGGUGCACGGGCAGCAGGCCGGUACGGUAAAGUGUCCACUGUGUGAGAAGAAGAUCCGUACGCGCCCGAAGCUGCUCGAGCACAAGCGCAUGCACCAGCCAAACGCGCUGCUGGAGGAAGAUUCCGGCAAGUCGGGCAACCCGGGCGGCGAGCCGGGGCCCGAGCUGACCGAGGAGCAGAAGCAGACGCUAGAUAGAGAAAUAUUCGAUUUCUACAAACCCAUCAUAUGUGAGAUUUGCGAUCCGGAAAAGGUCGCUGUGGCUGUCGCGGUGGCCGGCCCCGGCGGUGACCCGGGCGGUGUUGCCGCGGGAGCGGGCCAUCCGGAAGCGGCAGCAGCAGCAACGACCCAGGAGGAGGAGUACCGGUCGCUGAAGCAGCUGAACCAGCACAUGCGGACGGUGCACGGGCUCGAGUCGGGCACGGUCAAGUGUCAGCUGUGCGCGAAAAAGUUUCGCUCGCGCGUCAAGCUGGUCGAGCAUAAGGAUAUGCACGAGAAUCCGGAACGGUUCCGGUGCGGCGUGUGCCAGGAGGUGCACCAGAACCUGGAGGAGCACAUGCAGAACAAGCACCAGGAGUGGGAGUUUGCUUGCGAGGAGUGCGGCAAGCGGUUUCCUUUCAAGAACAGACUCACUGCCCACAUGGCCAAGGUGCACAUGAAGAAGGACAUUAUCUGUGAGGAAUGUAACAAACCAUUUACAAAGUUCAGCAUCGAGAAACACAAGAAAACGGUCCACGGUCACGGUGGGACGUUCAUCUGUGAAAACUGCCCGAAAACGUUCAAGACGCGCGUCUCGCUCGAACGACACAUGGAGGGGCAUAACAACGGGGAGCAGCAGCAGCCGCCGCAGCAGCAGCAACCGCAACCGCUCCCACUGCCGCUACCGCAGCAACAACCGAGCUCUGCCGCGACCGUCAGCUGCUCCCUGUGCAACUCCGUCCUGAAGGACGAGUACAACCUGAAGGCCCACAUGAAGCGCAUCCACGCGGAGCAGACGCCGGCGACGUGCAACACGUGCGGCAAGACGUUCAAAUCGAAGCACAGUCUCAACACGCACACCGCGAACGUGUGCACGACACGGCUCUUUGGCUGCACGACCUGCGGCAAGCAGUUUAAGAAGCGGACAAAGUUGAAACAACACAUGACGAUUCACCCACGCGGCGCCGACUAAGCGGCAGAGGCAGCGGCAGAGGAGACGACGAUGAGAUGAUGCACGCGCGCGCUCCGAACGCGAUCGAAUUAACAUAAUAAUAUUAUUAUGUAGCAUAUAGUAUGUACGUUUAGGGAUUGAAAACACUACAGCAACAUUAUUAUACGCAUGUGAAGGACGGAGAGGAUUAAAGUGUGAGCUGAGGGGAGCGGGGAGGAUGCGAGGAUGCCGAAGACCUAUAUAUUGUGAAAAGGCUAAAGGCAAAUCCAACGUAACAAUGCACUAUUGAGGCGUGUUUGUAAAGCACGGGCUAUGUAGGAACAGUGCGUGCGGUACGGAAUUCGCUCCCGCCCGGCACUACGAUAAGAGGAAAAGUGAAUUAUGCUGAUAACGAUGGGGGCUCCUAAAGUGGGAAAAAAGAACAUAAAAUAAAAUAUUUUUUGUUUUAGCGGCUUAA